Messenger RNA from Colletotrichum scovillei, 1164 nucleotides. RefSeq lists its product as uncharacterized. The transcript is spliced from 3 exons. NCBI's taxonomy places the organism in Eukaryota, Fungi, Ascomycota, Sordariomycetes, Glomerellales, Glomerellaceae. The record is from RefSeq and is a predicted model, not a curated record. The coding region runs from base 1 to 1164 and encodes 387 amino acids.
AUGCCACGCAGAAACGUGGAUGGGCCAGUCUCCCACGCCAAGUGGCCGACAGUCGACGCCUUCCGCUCCACAUCGACAUCGUCACCAUGGGAUGUAGAUGAUUCCACGGCCCAGACCGUCAGCAAGCUUAACUGUGUCUUUGGUUUCCGGCCACCAAACGCCUACAACUAUACCGUCACCCUCACCCGCAACAACCGCGCCCAAGGGCAAGCAACCAUCACAUGCUACCGCCAAACUUCCCUGGCUCUGGGAGGACCCUACGCCGAAUUCUUCAAGGCAUCCGAGGCCCUGGUUCUGCUGCAGCACAUGGUGAACGCAUCAUCAAUGUCAUUUGUGCCCUUUAGCAAACGGGAACGAUCCGAGCUGAUGCUCCGCAUGCGAACUUCGCCAGACGCCAUGAUUCUCGGUGAGCCUUGCUCCAACGCACGCGCGUGGACGAGCUUCUUCUCCACGGAACUCGGUGCUGGAAGGGCCUGGGAGGUAGGCACCGUCAUCUUCCCCUGGAAGGUGCUCGAGAGGCUGAUGAGCUCUCUCAAUUCCGAGUUCGCGCGCAAGAGGAGAGUGCAGUCUCGCGCUGCCGCCGCGUUUAACAGACGAGAGGCGGAAGAGCACACGGGACCAAGAGGAGGACGCGGAAGCACGGCCUUUCAGCACAGCUACAGCCACUCCUACGACUCCAGCCCCGUAUCUCUGCACCUUGCCGGUGCAGAGCAUGGUAAUCUCGAAGCCGCAGCAGCAGCAGUAGCAGGGGACCGCAGCUCCGUGGCAUCCGGGUCGCCACCCCCUCGUACACCAACAGAGAUUCUGCCGCCCAAGCUGCAACUCCUGUCGGAACAGCGCACCUCUCAGAUUCACCAGUCUCCUCCCCCUCCGCCUGCUCUGGCGGCCGUGACAGCCGCGCAAAUCCGAACGCGCAGACGCCAGCACUCUGAGCCCGCCGUCCGACGCCUAAGCCUGACGCCGCCGCGCAUCUCGCUACUCAAAUCCAACAACCUGCGUCGGCUGCACGCUUCUUCGACGCCGACGCGGCUCGAGUUUUACGACUCGAUCCGGGCGUGGCCUGCUAGCUCGCACCGAGCGCGUGUGAGGCUGCCGCCGUGCUCCCGAUUCCUGGAGAUGGUUGAGGACCAGGGGGUUGAUUCUCAUAACCCGAUUGUGGUUUGA